Nilaparvata lugens (brown planthopper) is the source of this 2231-nucleotide messenger RNA. Its product is annotated as speedy protein A. Lineage: Eukaryota; Metazoa; Arthropoda; Insecta; Hemiptera; Delphacidae. Gene Ontology annotation, biological process: positive regulation of cyclin-dependent protein serine/threonine kinase activity. The coding region runs from base 205 to 1143 and encodes 312 amino acids. Gene Ontology annotation, molecular function: protein kinase binding. The transcript is spliced from 5 exons. The record is from RefSeq and is a predicted model, not a curated record.
AGUAUCAUCCAGUUCAUGUCAUUGUCAGGUGUUGCUAAAAUAAAAACAUUUUUGCUUUUGCGGGAAUCAAAAUGUGUACGGUAGUAAAGUUAUAGGGGAUUAGUUUAUGAAAUAGAUAAAGUUUAUGAAUAAUAAUAUUUAUUUAUUUUUAAAUACAUCUUAGAAUCAUAGAAACAAUAUAAACAUUGCAUUAUAGUAUUCAAAAUGGGUAACAAUACGUCUCUGAUUAAUUUUGAAACAAAUGAAUUUCUUAAAGAGAAUAAACUUUUUGAAGAAGAUAAACAUAACUCAGAAAUUGAAGUUACAGAACUCAAAUUUACUCGCGAACAACUCAAUAUUUUUAUUAAAAUGUUUGAUGAGGACAUGGUGCUAAGUGAUUUUCUCAGUUUUGAUAGAUGUUGUGUUUUGGCUGACAAAUAUCUAUUGGCGACGUGCUUUAUCUACUUCGUCCGGGCCGGGCUCCAGCCAACUGAAUAUGGGCGGAUGAACUUCUUCACUGCUCUAUACAUAGCUCAUCAAAUGGAGGAGGAUGAUCAUGAUCUGCGAGAUAGUAUAUUUCCUUGGGCGAGUGCGCCUUCUCCUAAACUGAAGCGUCGACCACUCUUGAGAUCUGUCCGCAGGAUGUGGAUGGCAAUGGACUUACGAACAGUUGUCAGUAGAUACAGUUGCCAACAGGUGAUUGGAAGGUUCCAAAAGGCAGAUAUUUGGAGUAGACGAAGACCAGCUCAUCACGGCAAUGCUUACAGAAAGUUCAAGGAAUGUCCAAACUGUGUGCCGAAAAUAGACAACCAUAUUCUCAAUUUUUAUGAGUACGAAGACGAUAUUUACUCGUGUAAACCAAAGAUGCCAAGACUGCCGUUAAUCGUACCUGAUAUGUCCGAGGAAAGCAGUUGCUCUUCAUCAUCAUCAGAUGAUGAUGAUGAAAUUAGCGACUCUCAGUCCGAUGACAGUUUGGAUCUUGAAAGCCUCCCAAGCAGUGAGGAUGGCGACGUAGACGCAAUGGAUGUAUCACAUGAUUCUGAUUCAGAAGGUGUUUCAAAAAUUAGUUCAACCGAAAAACUUAUGGAAGUUGACUUUUUUGUGAAUAGUAGCCAGGGUAGUGAUGUUCUUGAUGAAAAUAAUAAUUGUGAUUCAGUCAAGUAGAGGGACUCCUUGCUCCUCACCGAGAAAGAUAGAAAUAAGGAGAUAGUUGAGAGUUGUGAGAAAUAUCUUUGGUUAAUUCAGUCGUUUAUCUAGAUCAUUUGCUCAAUGAAGUCUAAUGUUGUUCAUUUUUGUAGAGGAUUUUUCUAACAAUUGAGUCAUCAUAAAUGUAAUGAUAUUUUUGUUGAUAGUUCAUCAUUUUAAAAUAUUGUAAUCUAGUCUCUAAGGUAGAGCAAUAAUUAAGACUGACAACUGAGUAAGGCUUUGUGCAGGUGUGCUCAGAUCAACCCAAGAAUAGUAUAUAAUUAGAUAGUAUAUAUAGACCCAAGAUAAUAUUAUAUAUAGCUAUAUACUAUCCUUGUGCUCAACCUACUUAGGUGCGCUCAUCUACUUUAUCUGUAAAGAAGUUUGGAAGCACUCACACAUUUUUAGUUUUUUUUUUUUUAGUUUGAAUAAAACCAAGAAAUAUAAUAAGAAAAUACUAUAAAUGUUUACCUUCAGUAUUAAUAAAAUAAUUUUAACUAUAAUUGUUACUCAUUAGUUUUGUUAUGAAUAUUCAUCAGUGUUCAGCUUGUUCACUUACUUAUGGCCCUAAAAUAUAAUCCUACUUCCAGUUUAACUUCUGAGAAUAUUGAUUAUUGUACAGUUUGUAUUAUGCAGUUUUGAUUAAACCUGUAAGGCCGCUGUUUAUUAUUAUUGUUGUUCUCAUUCAGACAGAAUGAUUCAAAGAAUUUGCCAACCAGUACCUUGGUUUAUUCGUUUAUGGUGACAAUGAUGAAUCUUUCCAAUUUUAAAAUGUGUUGGGAAAAGUUAAUUAUUAAAAGACAGAAUAUUUUUAUGUUGAUAGUAUUAUCUGCUGAACAAAGUGUAGAACAAAUAUUUUCAAAUAGCCUGAAUCUAAUCCUGUGUAGUUAAGGAUGAAUAAGUAUCGAACAAUCGAAAAAUACUUUUCUAGAACAUUAUUAGCAUCGCUUCUAUAUCUAAUAAUUCUACGCCAGAAUUGUACCAUUUUUUUCUCAUUUUCCAUCUAAAUGUCUAGUAGCCUAAUCCAUGAACUUUAAAUUUUGUCAUUGGAGUAUAUUAAUAUACCA